AUGUUCCGGCAGGCUGGCUUCUUCUACAAGUUGUUCCGAUCCUAUCCGAUCCGAUCCGAUCCGAAUCUCCCUCCUUCCCCGAUUUUUUUUCGAGCGGGUCUCCCGACGACCAAACGAUAUAUGGACUGGAUCUACUCAUGGAAGGACUCGAUAUUCUACGGAAUGUGCAGCUGCAGUGGCCCGCAGCACGAUGCGACGAACCAUUUCGACAAACUCGACAUGCCGUUGCAAUUGAAGGCCUACAGGUCGGUCGACUAA
Messenger RNA from Caenorhabditis bovis, 258 nucleotides. The record is from the annotation of a GenBank genome assembly. Lineage: Eukaryota; Metazoa; Nematoda; Chromadorea; Rhabditida; Rhabditidae.